Molecule: messenger RNA, 747 nt
Organism: Solanum dulcamara
Lineage: Eukaryota; Viridiplantae; Streptophyta; Magnoliopsida; Solanales; Solanaceae
Exons: 1
Coding region: 1-747 (248 amino acids)
Molecular function (GO): RNA-DNA hybrid ribonuclease activity; nucleic acid binding
Source: RefSeq, a predicted model, not a curated record
AUGUUCUUAGCAUUGCUUUAUGCGAUAAAGAAAUUAAGACACUAUUUUGAGGCAUAUACCAUUAAGCUAAUUUCUCGAGCUGAUCCUGUAAAGUUUGUAAUGACUCAACCAGUUCUCUCUGGAUGUAUGGCAAGAUGGUCUAUAUUGUUCAACCAAUAUGACAUUGCAUACAAACCUCAGAAGGCUGUAAAAGGGCAAGCACUCGCCAACUGUCUUGCUGAUCACCCUCUUCCAGCAGAAUGGGAGGUUUUAGAUGAGUUCCCAAAUGAAGAUGCAUUAUACAUUGAGGAACUAUCAAGAUGGACAAUGCUUUUUGAUGGGGCUGCAUGUCGAGAUGGUGUGGGGGCAGGAGUUAUGCUAAUAUCCCCAGAAAGGUUGAUCUUGCCAUUUUUAUUUACUCUUGGUGAAACUUGCUCCAAUAAUGUCGCGGAAUAUCAAGCUCUAAUUAUUGGUCUUGAAAUGACAUCAAACAUGAAGAUCACACAAUUGGAUAUUUAUGGUGACUUUAAGCUAAUCAUCAAUCAACUCUUGGGGAGUGGUGAGGUAAAGAAAGAAGAUCUUUUUCCACAUCAUCAAUAUGCUGUCUAUUUACUUGAAAGAUUUGAUCAAGUGUUCUUAAACCAUGUUCCAAGAGAAGAACAUCGCAUGGCUGAUGCUUUAGAUAACUUGGCUACAACAAUGGCAUUUGGAGAGAAAGAAUCAACAAAGGUGUGUGUGUCAUCGAUGGGUCAUUCCUGGACGUCUUGA